UUUUGAUCACUUGGCCGUGACAUCACGCCCUUCUGAAAGCCGCUUCGUUCUCUAGCAUUUACCCAGAGGGCAAGGCGGUUUAACCCUUUCAGCCACUGUGUCAGAGCCAGCGGAAGCGAAUCGAGCCCAGAGGGAUCUGUCAGUAGUUGAUGAAACUCCAGCAUAGAAUCUGCUAGUGAAGGAGGCACCACUGAGCCAUAGAAUGGCCGGCUUCUUGGACAACUUCCGAUGGCCUGAGUGUGAGUGCAUCGACUGGGGAGAAAAGCGGAACACGAUCGCUUCAGUGGUUGCAGGCGUGCUGUUUUUCUCAGGCUGGUGGAUUAUGAUCGAUGCUGCAGUAUGUUACCCCGACCAGAAGCAACUCAACCAUGCGUUUCAUACCUGCGGGGUCUUCUCUACAGUCGCAUUCUUCAUGAUAAAUGCGGUGUCGAAUGCGCAAGUGAGAGGAGACAGUUACAGUGAUGGCUGUAUGGGAAGGACAGGUGCCCGAAUCUGGCUCUUUAUUGGCUUUAUGUUGAUGUUUGGAUCGCUCAUUGCUUCUAUGUGGAUUCUCUUUGGAGCUUAUGUCACACAAGGACUCAAUGUGUACCCAGGCCUAGCUGUGUUUUUCCAGAAUGCUUUAAUAUUUUUUAGCACACUGAUUUACAAAUUUGGAAGAACGGAAGAGUUGUGGUCAUAAAUGUUCAUUAGUUUGGAAGAUUCGUCAACCUCUCCUUCCCCUAUGCCCCGUGAAUAUUAUUUUAUACACUUGCCAAUCUGCUUAUCUUCCUUAUGUACAUUGUUACCCCCUUCCAUGUAUAAUUAUUGCCAUACACUGUAGUCCAAAAAAGAGGAUAAUGUAUAGUAUGAAAGAAGAUAAUUUAUAAUAGAGAUGAGUUAUUUUUUACGGUAUGGGCAGUUCAUUAUCUGAUUCGAUGACAUGGGGUUGAGAGAAUUCCAGGGUUUUGUUUUGAAGUCUAUCGGGAAACUCCAUUGUCUGAUGGAGUGAUUUGUUUUUGUCUGAGAGCAGGCAAGAAAGAUUAAGCUUUCUUAUUAGAACACUCUAGUAUUAAUUCAUGACUUUGACAUAGCAGUGUAUCUAUAUUCUGAGUUUUCAGCUGUCAUUUAUCAACAGCUAAAAGAACUGCUCAGUAAGGAUUUGGGUAGAAAUAAUGCAUGUGUUAUAUGUGUAGAGCUACUCUACCAGUCUAAAGAUACUGUCACUAAAAAUCUGUUGUUUUUUCUGUAUAGCAACGUGAUUUUGCUCCUUGCUCCCCACAAAUCAUUGAUUCCUUUGUACUGUAUGUAAUGAUCAGCACUUAAAGGAGUUGUUCACCUUUGAUUUAUCUUUUAGUAUGAUGUAGAGAGUGAUAUUCCUAAACAAUUUGCAAU
Xenopus laevis (African clawed frog) is the source of this 1371-nucleotide messenger RNA. It is a transcript of the gene tmem50b.S, whose product is annotated as transmembrane protein 50B S homeolog. Lineage: Eukaryota; Metazoa; Chordata; Amphibia; Anura; Pipidae. The transcript is spliced from 7 exons. Gene Ontology annotation, cellular component: cytosol; cytoplasm; membrane. The record is from RefSeq and is a predicted model, not a curated record. The coding region runs from base 203 to 679 and encodes 158 amino acids.